CCCCUCGCGCUUCGGGUCGCGCGCGGUUUCCGGCUCCGAGAUUGUUGCGGGCUGUCGGAGGCCCGGGCAGGUGCUGGGGCGCAGCCGGCGCCGCCCUCCGCCCUCCCUAUCAGUAGGCCGAUUCCAGUGGUAGCAUCCGGUAGGGAAAUGGUCGUGCUUUCGGUGCCUGCCGAAGUCACUGUGAUCCUGUUAGAUAUCGAAGGUACCACAACCCCGAUUGCUUUCGUGAAGGACAUUUUAUUUCCUUACAUCAAAGAAAAUGUUAAAGAGUAUCUGCAGACACAUUGGGAAGAAGAGGAGUGCCAGGAGGAUGUCAGUCUUUUGAGGAAACAGGCUGAAGAGGACUCCCACCUGGAUGGGGCUGUUCCCAUCCCCGCUGCAUCUGAGAAUGGAGCAGAUGACCUGCAACGGGUGAUCCAGGCCGUGGUGGAUAAUGUGUGCUGGCAGAUGUCUCUGGACCGAAAGACCACGGCGCUGAAACAGCUGCAGGGCCACAUGUGGAGGGCAGCAUUCACAGCGGGGCACGUGAAAGCAGAGUUCUUUGAAGAUGUAGUUCCAGCAGUCAGGAAAUGGAGAGAGGCUGGCAUGAAGGUGUAUAUCUAUUCUUCAGGGAGUGUAGAGGCACAGAAACUAUUAUUUGGGCAUUCUACAGAGGGAGAUAUUCUUGAGCUUUUUGAUGGUCACUUUGAUACCAAGAUUGGACACAAAGUGGAGAGUGAGAGUUAUCGCAAGAUUGCAAACAGCAUUGGGUGCUCAACCAGCAACAUCUUGUUUCUGACAGACGUUACUCUAGAGGCCAGCGCUGCUGAGGAAGCGGACGUGCAUGUAGCUGUGGUAGUGAGGCCUGGCAACGCAGGGUUAACAGAUGAUGAGAAGACUUACUACAGCCUCAUCACAUCCUUCAGUGAACUGUACCUGCCUUCCUCAGCCUAGAGGAGGACUUCAAAGAAAGACCAAACUGUCUUCACAGAGUUGUCCCUGUAGUCUAGUUUUAUUCUAAUGGUAAAAGUAACUUACUUAAAAAAAUGCAUAGAUAUACACACAUAUAUGUAUGCAAGCAUAUAUAUGUGUAUCUUCAAACUACCUUUUAUGGGCACAUAAGUGAAAAAAAAAUCUCAGUUCAGUGAAAAGGAAACUUAUUUAAAGAUGCUUUAUAUGUAGAAAUUGUUUGAAACCACAACUCAGACCCGUAUUGAGGGCAAAAUGUACUUGAUAGAAGAAAUUACUACAAUAGAUAUCAAAUGUGUGAUGUUUAUCAAGUCGUGUACCAAAAUGGAGAGGUAGGUUUAAGAAGUUAUUCAGAAGCCUUAUUAUUUUAAAAAAUGGAAGUAUUUUAAAGACUUUUCCUAAUAAUAAUUCAUCUCCCUUUUAAAUUAUGAGUUAGAAGAUUACAACAGCUGAACUUCAAAAUAUUAGCCUCUCUAUAUACAAAGGACAGAGCUGUUUGUUUCUGCUCCAAAAGAGAGCAAAAUUGGGAAAGAGUGCUCCUUUGAGUCUUGAUUAAUUGUGUCACUUAAGAAACUUGCUAAUCAUUGUGGCACCCACAGCGAGCAGUUGCCUUACCAGUGAAAAUGGUGCACAGAUGCAACAGCUAAAAUAGAAAUGUGGUUCUUAAUGUUUAACAAAACAGUCUUAAUCUUGCCAGUUGUUAUCAUUAUAGAUUCUAUAGUUGCCUUUCUAACUACUUAGCACAGUUUGAGAGUAUAUGUUAAUUGCUAUUUACUAUUAAAGAAAGGUUUACUGAAAUCAGUCCAUAAGACAUAGAAGAGCCCUAAUGUGUAAUAUUUUCCUCUGAAAUAGAUGUGAGAAAUGUAAAUUUUAUAACAGCAUUAUUUAUCCUGGUGCAUUCUAAUGGGAUGUCAUGUCAAUUUCAUGUUGUGAUUAAUAAAAACAUUUUCUUCUUCA
Messenger RNA from Diceros bicornis minor, 1905 nucleotides. It is a transcript of the gene ENOPH1, whose product is annotated as enolase-phosphatase 1. The record is from RefSeq and is a predicted model, not a curated record. Lineage: Eukaryota; Metazoa; Chordata; Mammalia; Perissodactyla; Rhinocerotidae. Gene Ontology annotation, molecular function: magnesium ion binding; acireductone synthase activity. The transcript is spliced from 6 exons. The coding region runs from base 148 to 933 and encodes 261 amino acids.